UCAGCCUGCGCUCUACGGCCGACGCGUCUCGCCCUACGUCACAGUGAAGUAUGUGCUCUCGAACGUAGAAAAUGGCUGCGCUCUUCGCUACCUCAGGUCGGCGCAGAUGUAAAUACGGCCUGUGGGUCAGCUUAGUGUUUGCCGCGGAAUUUGUUUGUGCAUUAGGACUUACAUGCUAUUGUGAAGGACAUUGCCCAGAUGAUAGAGAAAAUGGAACUUGUGAAGGUAGACCUGGUGGUCAUUGCUUUAGUGCAGUAGAAGAAGUUUGGGAUGCAGAAUCAAGAGAAUAUGUGCCUGAAUGGUCAUUUGGCUGUUUACCACCAGAUGAGCAAGGUUUCAUGCAAUGCAAAGGAUCCCUCGUGCCACAUUUUCAAGAGAAAAGUAUAAUAUGCUGUAACAAGAGUGCAUUGUGCAACAAAGAUGUAUAUCCUGAUUAUAAACCCCGAACUACCACAGUACCUAAUCCUAUGGCCAUAGCUUCGGGUGCACCACUUAUAAUAUUGACUACCAUUUUAUCUAUAUGCUUAAUGGUAAUUUUAAUAGCUAUGGUGAUCAUAUAUCACAGAUACAGAAGAAAAGAAAGAGGCCCUUGCCUCGUGCCUUCUCAGGGAACACUUAAAGACUUUAUUGACCAGAGUAGUGGCUCUGGUUCAGGAUUACCUCUUUUAGUACAACGAACUAUUGCCAAGCAACUAGCCUUGUCUCAGUGUGUUGGGAGGGGACGUUACGGUGAAGUAUGGCUUGCAAGAUGGAGAGGCGAAAAAGUGGCAGUGAAAGUAUUUUUUACAUUGGAAGAAGCAUCUUGGUUUAGGGAAACUGAAAUUUAUCAAACUGUGUUGAUGAGACAUGAUAAUAUUUUGGGUUUCAUCGCGGCUGAUAUCAAAGGCACAGGAUCUUGGACACAGAUGUUACUAAUUACAGACUAUCACGAAAGAGGCUCGCUACAUGAUUAUUUACAAACUACUGUUCUGGAUCAUCAUAGCCUCUUAGCAAUAUGUCUUUCAAUUGCUUCUGGAAUUGCUCAUUUGCACACAGAAAUCUUUGGUACACGUGGAAAGCCUGCUAUAGCUCAUAGAGAUAUCAAAAGUAGAAACAUUUUAGUGAAAAAGAAUGGUGAAUGCGCAAUUGCUGACUUUGGUUUGGCAGUAAGAUAUAUAAGUGAAAGUGGAGAAAUUGAUAUUGCACCUAACACACGAGUGGGUACUCGUCGAUAUAUGGCUCCAGAAGUUUUAGAUGAAACUUUAAACACAUCUUCCUUUGAAGCUUUCAAAAUGGCAGAUAUGUAUUCUGUUGGUCUUGUUCUUUGGGAAGCUUGUAGAAGAUGUGUUACAGGUGGCAAGAGUUCUAUAGUAGAACCAUAUGCUUUGCCAUACCAUGAUGUUGUUCCAAAUGAUCCAGAUUUUGAAGAUAUGCGAUUAGCAGUUUGCAUAAAACGAUUACGUCCAAUAAUACCAGCGCGAUGGGAAACUGAUUCGAUCUUGUUUGCGCUGAGCAAAUUGGUAACCGAAUGUUGGCAUGCGAAUCCGGUCGUUCGUUUAACAGCGCUACGCGUGAAAAAGACAAUAUCAAAAUUACAUAUUGAUAAUGCUAUUAAAAUCGUGUAACAUUCGACGAUAUUCGUCGAAUGUAUUCUAUCUUACCGCUAGUAGCUGAGAAGUAAUUUCUUCCCUUGUAAAUAACCCGGUGUACAUAGAUUUAUUGACAGACUGCAAGCCUGAAGACUGAAUAUUAAGAUUUAAAAAUACAUGAAAACGUAUGAAUGUGCAAAUUUAUAUGAUCAAAUGAAUGAUCAAUUGUAAAUCAAGAAGAACGAAAUUAUGAUGAAUGGAUGUUGUGUAUGUGUACAUAUUUUUGUUUUUAAGUGAAAUGUGAGAAAACAUUAUAAUGCCAAUGUUUUAACGCGCUUCACUAUGUUGAAAUUUAUUGAAUAUGUAAUUAACGAUGGCUACUACUUAGUAAGGAUAAUUUUUUUUUUUCAGCCUAAAAAAAAAAGAAAAAGAAACACAUGAACGUUAAACAAAAAAUUUCAAAUAAAUUUAAUAGCAGAAAUUUAUUGAAAAAUGAAAAUACCGUUUCCGAUGAUAGCAUUUAAAUUUACCGUAUCUAUUCAGUGUUAUGAAUUUAUUAUACGUAUUAAAUCCCACUAUUAACAGAGUUAAUAAUAUUUACAUGCCUUUGAUAUGUUUGUCAUUGAAAAGUACAAUGAAUAUACAGUUUUAAUUGGAAAAUGAAAUAUCUUGCAAGAUAUAUGGAAUUUUAAGUCGUUUGUAGAUAAAAGAACGAUUUUACAUUAAGAACGUAUGAAAUAUGUAGCAAUUGUAAAAUAUAAAUAUUUGAAAUAUUCUUA
This is a messenger RNA of Frieseomelitta varia, 2347 nucleotides long. It is a transcript of the gene tkv, whose product is annotated as bone morphogenetic protein receptor type-1B. Gene Ontology annotation, molecular function: ATP binding; transforming growth factor beta receptor activity, type I; SMAD binding. The transcript has 4 exons. Gene Ontology annotation, cellular component: signaling receptor complex; plasma membrane. The record is from RefSeq and is a predicted model, not a curated record. NCBI's taxonomy places the organism in Eukaryota, Metazoa, Arthropoda, Insecta, Hymenoptera, Apidae. Gene Ontology annotation, biological process: dorsal/ventral pattern formation; BMP signaling pathway; protein phosphorylation. The coding region runs from base 72 to 1604 and encodes 510 amino acids.